AUGCCUCAAGGCGGACGGCUGGAGCGCGAGCUGCGCUACUCGGCCGCGGCCCUGGGCGAGCAGGGCGGCGACACCCACCAGCUGCUCAUCCAGACGCCCCGCGACCCCGGCGCCUCGCUGCUGCACCCCAACGCCCUCAAGGAGCACCUGCGCGUGCUGCAGGCGGCCACGCAGGUCACGGUGCACAUGUUCGACAUCUCGUGGCGGCUCAAGGACAUGUGCUUCGCGCCCAGCGUGCCCAAGUUCGAGGAGCACUACAUCGACCAGAUCUUCGACGGCAUCAUCCCGUGCUCCAUCGUGACCCCGCUGGACUGCUUCUGGGAGGGCUCCAAGCUCCUGGGGCCCGACUACCCGGUCUUGAUCCCCGGGCUCGGCUCCAAGGUGCGCUGGACCAACCUCAACCCGCUCAAGCUCUUCGAGCAGAUGAAGAAGUUCGACUUCAACUUCGCCUACUCGACCCUGGAGGACUACAUGAAAAGGGCGGGCAUUUCGACCGGAUACCAGGAGAAGCCCUGCCUCGACCCCAGCGACCCCGAGUGCCCUGCGUCGGCCCCCAACAAGAAGUCAGGCAUGUCGGUCAUUUAA
Messenger RNA from Frankliniella occidentalis (western flower thrips), 585 nucleotides. RefSeq names its product protein patched-like. NCBI's taxonomy places the organism in Eukaryota, Metazoa, Arthropoda, Insecta, Thysanoptera, Thripidae. Bases 1 to 585 code for a protein of 194 amino acids. Gene Ontology annotation, biological process: smoothened signaling pathway. The transcript has 4 exons. The record is from RefSeq and is a predicted model, not a curated record. Gene Ontology annotation, cellular component: plasma membrane. Gene Ontology annotation, molecular function: hedgehog family protein binding; smoothened binding; hedgehog receptor activity.